Oldenlandia corymbosa var. corymbosa is the source of this 684-nucleotide messenger RNA. NCBI's taxonomy places the organism in Eukaryota, Viridiplantae, Streptophyta, Magnoliopsida, Gentianales, Rubiaceae. The record is from the annotation of a GenBank genome assembly.
AUGAAGUCGAAGCAAUCUUCAAUUAGGCCGGUGGGUCAACGCUCCAUUCAGUCAACGUUCAUCCGUUCUGCAACCAGGCCUGGGACUGGAAUUUGCGAGAAAGAUGUGGUCUUUAAAGCAGGGAAUGAAAAGGGUUCAAGGGUUUCAUUCUCUGAAUUCCUGAGCAGAAAGUUGCAUAGAAAUUCCGUAUUGCCUGGAUUCGCUAAGGGAAAAGAGGAACCAUCUAUUUCCCCGGUGGGUUGUAAGAACUUGAGCAGUCUGAAUGCAGAGAAAGGUAAGAAAGAAGCAGAGGAAGACGAGAGGGAUUUUGCAAUUGAUAUUGUCCUUCAACAGUUUAAACACACUAAAACGGAGAAAGAAAGUGCUCGUCCAGUUGGGGAUAAUGAGCACAGAAAUGCCACAGCAGAUGCGAUUGAUGAGUCAAGAAAAAGAAAGCGAGCUGAUCAAGUAGAAUACUCCAAGAAGGUUUUGGCAGUCCUUGGAGACGAUUCUGGUGUCAAGAGGGAAAGAAUGAAGAAGAAUUUAGCAAUCAAUGAGACACCAAAAGUCCUCUAUAAUCAUUAUGCCAAUGGAGGUGGCUGGUGGGACUGCAACAUGGAAGGUGUUGAUAAUGAAGAAGUAGGUUGUUCUGAAGUAUGGGAAGGAGUGGGUACUGCUACGCUUGGCGGCCUGGAUUGGAAUUGA